AUGGAUCCCAGACUCAGUGCCCAAGACAUUCUGCGCUGUAAACUGUGUGACACUCCUAUCCCGCUGAUGUACUGUGCCUUUUGUCAAGUCAGUCUCUGUAAACCAUGUGUUGGAGAGCAUCUUUCUGAUUUAUCCACAGAACAUAAAGUGGUGCCCUUUAAGCAAAGGGGGUUUACUCCUAUUUUGACUAAAUGCCGAGAUCAUAAAUUGAAACAUUGUGAACUUCAUUGUGAAAACUGUCAUAUUCCUGUCUGUUUGCUUUGUAUCUCUUCUGACAAACAUCAAGGGCAUAGAAUAUCCAAUACUUUGCAAAACUUUGCAUUCAAAAAAGAAACAUUACAGAAAGAUUUAACGUUAUUAGUGGAAGUUAUUAGUCCAAAGUAUGAAAACUUAGCGUCGGAAAUAAAGAUGCAAAAAGGGAUUGUUGAAGAAAAAUACAAUGAUUUGACAUUAUCCGUUGUCAAACAUGGAGAGGACUGGCACAGGCAUGUUGAUAUUGCAGUCAGCAAACGCAAAUCUGAAAUUGAAGAGAACAAGACGAAACACCUGUCUGCCCUAAGCAAACAUGAAGUUGAAACGAACCAAAUGUGGUCAUAUGUUAAAAAAAGUAUUACCGAAAUCAAAACAAUACUUAAUUCUGACGAUAUUUCCCUUGUAUCUGAAUAUAAAAGGGAAUCUGAGGCAUUGAAAAAAGUGCCUCCAAAUUUGAAAAUUAUGGGACCACAAUUUGCAUCUGGAGAAAUAGACGACGAAAAGCUUUUACAGUUAUUUGGAAACUUUUCCCCUAUAACUAUUGCCUUCGAAGAUGAAGAGGACUUGACUUUGACGACUGCGGAGGGUACUUCCUUGAUUCUCGAUGUUACUAAAGAGAAGCCAACCUCUCCACAAUCGCUGAAACCACUUAUUUGUGGCUUAGACUCUGGAGAAAUUACAGACACUAUAAAUACUGGAUACCAAAAUCUGCGCAGUGUCAGCUGCCUAAAUGAUGAGGAAAUUUGGACUUGUGGAACAGACAAUAUUAUAUCUCUCUUUAAUUUCCAGAGCCCAUUAUUAAAGAAAGUCAAAACAAUUUCAGGAGGCGAACCCUGGGACAUUACAGUGACAAAAAAUGGAGAACUGAUAUACACAGACGAUGAUGCAGGAACUGUUAACGUUGUGAAAGAUAAAGGAGCUAAGGAAUUGAUAAAGAUGAGAGGGUGGAAGCCCUACAACGUUUGCUGCACAAUGAAUGGAGAUUUAUUAGUCAUCGCUCUUAGUAAAGACUGGAAAAGAACGAAAAUUAUACGGUAUUCUGGAACUACAGAAAAGCAGACGGUAGAGCUAGAUGAUUCAAGAAAGCCUCUUUUCAAGGUUGGAAAGUUUUACAGAUACAUAUUAGAGAACAGAAAUAAAGAUAUCUGUGUAGCUGAUUGUGGAGCUGGCUCAGUGUUUGUGGUCAACUUUGCCGGCAAAGUUCGGUUUAGAUAUUCUUGUCAUUCAUCUAUAACCAAGAAAGAAGCAUUCACGCCACGAGGCAUAACAACAGAUAGCCAAAAGUAG
Molecule: messenger RNA, 1539 nt
Organism: Saccostrea echinata
Lineage: Eukaryota; Metazoa; Mollusca; Bivalvia; Ostreida; Ostreidae
Exons: 1
Coding region: 1-1539 (512 amino acids)
Biological process (GO): positive regulation of DNA-templated transcription
Cellular component (GO): chromatin; nucleoplasm
Molecular function (GO): ubiquitin-protein transferase activity; zinc ion binding
Source: RefSeq, a predicted model, not a curated record